Mesorhabditis belari is the source of this 651-nucleotide messenger RNA. The record is from the annotation of a GenBank genome assembly. Lineage: Eukaryota; Metazoa; Nematoda; Chromadorea; Rhabditida; Rhabditidae.
AUGCGGUUAUUACUACUCUGCUCGAUACUCGUGAUUGUUGAAUGUGCAAAUAAAAAGAGUAAAAAGAAAGUCGAAGCCGAGCUUGAUGAGGAGCCGGUCGAGUUCUGGAUCAGUAACGCAUGUUCAGCGUAUGAUCGGUGUCUCUCAAAAUACGAUUCACUCAUCAAUGCGUGUGGAGAUGAGAGACAGUUCAGGAAUGAAGAACCGUCGGACAGUUGUUAUCAACCGAUUGCCAAACUUUUCACCGAACUUGUCUCUAGAAAGCAAAAGAGAGCACAGCUUUUAAGAGAUUGCUAUGUAACGGGUCAUGUCGAAUCGGUCGAUGAUUCUCAGUUUGAGAAAGCUUCUGCUAAAAAGAUGUUAAAACUUCAGAGACACCAAGCAACUUGUAUUCGGAAAAUCGCUGAGUUUGAUCAAUAUUUCUAUGGAGAAGAUGUGAAAGAAGUGAAGAGAAGAGCAAAGACGAAAAAUCAAUGCAGAGCCAUUGCGAAGAGGUUUAAGGACAGAUGCAGCCGAAUAGAGAGUUGCUGUAUUCGAGUGAAGACUUGUCGUGCUCUCGUUGCCAGACAUCCGUUAGUUGAAUCAAUGAAAGAAAUGGAAGAUCGAAUCAAAGAAGAAAGACGACAGUGCAGACAAGGAGCUCUUGAUAAU